AUGGAAAGGCCAGAGGGGUAUCCAGUAGUAGAUGCUACAGAAAUCGAUCAGCCAUCAAACUCCGGCGCAUCAUUUCUCGGCAUCAAGAAUGAUAUGACACAACUAGAAAGCGGCCUACUUCGAAGAAACUACAGCGACGUGGGUGAAAGAAACUACUACAGAUUCCAAUCAAAGGUUGGUAAGUUAGUUGAUCCGAGGUUGCUAGCUUUGGUAGAGUUCUUCAGGGAGCUCUACUUCCGAAGACUCGAGCUGUUCAAGAAAAUAUUUCCGGGGCGUCCCGAUAAGUUUCUGGACGAGAUGGCAAAGAAAUUGAACUUGGUUUUAUCACAAGUGAAAUCGGCUCAGACGACCAGGGCUCGGACCAUGCAAAGGAGUCUGAGCAUUAGCUCGCCGCGUGAAUUCAAACGAGACGAGUCGGAAAUGAGGCUGGAGCGAUUCAAGGUCAGAACUAUUGAUGUGGAUGAUGGUGUUAAACUUGGUGGGCAGGAUGAUAAAACCAAGUCCGCUGGCUCAAAGUGA
Messenger RNA from Rosa chinensis, 519 nucleotides. RefSeq lists its product as uncharacterized. Bases 1 to 519 code for a protein of 172 amino acids. Lineage: Eukaryota; Viridiplantae; Streptophyta; Magnoliopsida; Rosales; Rosaceae. The record is from RefSeq and is a predicted model, not a curated record. The transcript has a single exon.